AUGCCCUCUCGCCGCCGCCAGCCGCCCGUGGCGAGCGUCUGGGACAUCGACGUGGCGCGUGCGGCCUUUGAAGCCUCCGGUCUCAAGCCCAUCCACAUCCGGCCGCUGCUCGGCUGGCUGCUCCGCCACCCAGAGGUGCAGAGCUGGGAGGACGUCGGCGCGCGCUGGGAGUCGGAGGCGCUGCUGCGCAACGUGCCGCUGGCGGCCAGGAAGCUGCUCUGCGCGCGCUUCGCCGUCUCGUCCUCCCGCGUCGAGGCGAGAGAGGACUCGUCCUACGGCGCCACCACCAAGCUGGCAGUCGAGCUGUCUGACGGCCUCCGCGUCUAUACAAUUAGUAUGAGGCACGGCGGUCAGAACUCCGCUUGCGUCUCGUGGCAGAUCAGCUACUCCACUCCUCACGGCUAG
Messenger RNA from Emiliania huxleyi CCMP1516, 405 nucleotides. RefSeq lists its product as hypothetical. The record is from RefSeq and is a predicted model, not a curated record. Bases 1 to 405 code for a protein of 134 amino acids. NCBI's taxonomy places the organism in Eukaryota, Haptophyta, Isochrysidales, Noelaerhabdaceae. The transcript is spliced from 2 exons.